AAUUAUGCUUUGAACGGUGAUAACCCGGAAGUAAUACUAGCAAUUUCUUGCGUGCAGUAGAAACUUGUGCUUGUCCUGUCAUUGUUGGGUUGUACAUGUCAGGGUUUAAUGAUGAAGCUGUAGCUGUAGUUGUUUUUAUGAACGACUUAAGUUUCUGUAAGUGUUAGCAGGAACCUGAGCCUGUGGAGACAUGGUGGGCUAUGACUCCAAGGCUCAGGGUGCAGCACCCUCUCCAGAGGAGGUUGCCCUGGCUGGAUCAGCUGCUGGGAUGGUCACCCGAGCCCUCAUCAGCCCCCUAGACGUGCUUAAAAUCAGAUUUCAGCUGCAGAUUGAGCCUGUGUCUUCGCAGAGGCCGGAGGGGAAGUACUGGGGAAUAUUUCAGGCAUCCCGCUGCAUUCAUUCAGAAGAGGGACUCUCUGCUUUCUGGAAGGGCCACAUCCCUGCACAGUUCCUCUCCAUCUGCUAUGGGGCUGUCCAGUUUACCAGUUUUGAGUUUCUGACUGAGAUGGUCCACAAGAUGACACCGUAUGACAGCCAGACAGCAGGAGUUCACUUUCUGUGUGGCGGUUUGGCUGCCUGCACUGCUACAGUGAUCUGCCAGCCUCUGGACACACUGCGGACACGCUUUGCAGCUCAGGGAGAACCCAAGGUGUACAGUAACCUGCGACAUGCGGUGGUUGCAAUGUGCCGCUCAGAGGGAGUGAUGACUUUUUACCGUGGCCUAUCUCCGACACUGGUUGCAGUGUUUCCUUACGCCGGGCUGCAGUUCUUCUCCUACAAUGUCUUUAAAAAGCUGUUGGCUCCACCACCAAAAAAUGGAAACUCAGGAGGAAACCUGAGGAGCCUGGUGUGUGGCAGUGGAGCUGGAAUGAUCAGCAAAACAAUCACGUACCCCUUUGACCUCUUCAAAAAGAGGCUGCAGGUUGGGGGCUUUGAGGCAGCCAGAAUUCACUUCGGACAGGUGAGGAGUUAUAGAGGCCUCCUGGACUGCAUGGUUCAAAUAGCCAAAGAGGAGGGCAUCCGGGGCUUCUUCAAAGGCCUCUCGCCGAGUCUUGUGAAGGCUGCAUUUUCAACAGGCUUCACUUUUUUUUGGUAUGAAUUUUUCCUCAAUGCCAUGCGUAACCUCAGGGAGAGCAGGAUGACGGACAGCCUCACCAAAGACCUCAAGGAAAAAUAAUGAAGGGAGACAAGUAACAGUAACACAAUCACGCACAUCAGAGGUGGACUCUUGUUAUUCUUCUUCUCUUGCACUUUUGGAACACAUUUAUCAGUCGUGCUGACGUUCAUCGGUGGUUUCUGUUGUGUUUACAUAUAAGGAUGGGAAAUCAUAACCUCAUUUUGUCUGUCUUUGUGCUGUCAACCCACCUUGUGUUGUACACGCAUUGCAUUUUUUUUGUAUUUAACAUUUUAAAUUAAAUUAGAAUUUAAUAUUUUAUUCUGGGUUUCUAAGGUUCAUGGAUGCUUGCUUUUAUAAGAUAAAUGUCAUAACAUUUUAGAUUCAGACUAACUUUGCGCAUUGUGAGCUCCUACGUUUUAUUAACUUGUCACACGUUGUUUGCCAUUAUUGACUAACAUUUACUUAAAUUAAAUUGGAAGAGGGGUAUGCAAAGCAAAACAUGCUCUGAUUGUGUGGUCAUAUGUGUAAAGACAAAAAACAUGAACAUUUGAAUGAGCUUAAUAUUUAUUUUGUAUUGUGGUGGGCUAAACAGCAUCCUGUUGACCAUUCGUCAAAUGUUUGUUUGUUCUGCUAAGUGAAACUGUUUAAAGUGGUGUGUGUCAUUUUCAGGUCAUUAUUUUGGAGAUAAAGGUUUUUACAAAGACUGAGUUCUGUGUGGUGCUUUUACAAGAGGAUACGCGAAUGUUGAAUGCAGAAUUAAUGUUACCAUAUGUGAACACUGGUGUGUUUUU
Messenger RNA from Scatophagus argus, 1908 nucleotides. It is a transcript of the gene slc25a19, whose product is annotated as solute carrier family 25 member 19. Gene Ontology annotation, biological process: thiamine pyrophosphate transmembrane transport. The transcript is spliced from 7 exons. NCBI's taxonomy places the organism in Eukaryota, Metazoa, Chordata, Actinopteri, Scatophagidae. The record is from RefSeq and is a predicted model, not a curated record. Gene Ontology annotation, cellular component: mitochondrial inner membrane. The coding region runs from base 191 to 1177 and encodes 328 amino acids. Gene Ontology annotation, molecular function: thiamine transmembrane transporter activity.